Pseudo-nitzschia multistriata is the source of this 3015-nucleotide messenger RNA. Lineage: Eukaryota; Bacillariophyta; Bacillariophyceae; Bacillariales; Bacillariaceae. The record is from the annotation of a GenBank genome assembly.
GGAUACAACAUCUUCUUUUCUUGACCAAAGUGUACCGCAUACUGAUCGCAUUGCUAAGAGCACAUAAACAUAACCGUAGCAUAUGCUCGUGUAGCGUUAUAUUACACAUAGAACCAACAACGCAAAACCGAAAAAAGAUGAUAGCAACUCGGGUCCCAGCAAUUUUCGGGUUUGGGUCUGUUCUGAUCCUAAUGCUCUGUGGAUUSCCAUCUWGUGCCGCCACAGGGUACACGAUCCCRCAUCGAAACAGUAGCAACAGCAACAAGCGCGUAGAUAGCCAUAGAGUUCUCGAAGAUACUGCUUCCGAAACAUCUAACUACUAUGAUUAUUCAACAAAGAAAUCCAAGAAGGAGAAAAAAAAAUCAUACUACACUUAUUACUCGACAAGCUACUAUUCCCCAAAGAAAGGAAAAUCUUGCAAGGGCUCGAAGGGUUCCAAAAAAAGUUACUACGGCUACAAGUAAGUAUAAUGCUUUGUAGACUUGCAUUGUGAUGUGUCAUGUUGUGUUUGUGUCCUAUUUUUUUGUGCUUUUAGCUAAGAAAAGAAAAGCAGCAAUAAUUGGAGCAGCGACAUCAUCGGGUGUAGUAUGUUUUCAUCAUUCRUAUUUCUCACCUUGUCCAUCUUAUCGCAUGCGUUUUAAUUUCAUGUACCAGCUGCGAGGAAAUAGAGACGCCUACGGAACCUCCCGUUACCGAGACUGAAGUCGGAGAUACCGACGCGGACCAGGAGGAAGAAGUCAUAGAAGUUGAAGUUUCGGAGACCAACAAAAGCGAGAAGAARAGUAAAAAAGACAAGAAGAAAUCGAACAAGAAAGAUAAGAAGGACAAGUCUUAUAAGAGUAAGAAGAGUGASAAGAGUGACAAAAAAGAGAAAGGAAGCAAAUCGAGCAAGGGCAUCAAAAAGGACAAGAGCAUCAAGCAGAGCAAGAAGACUCUUUCUCCCAAGAGCAGCAAAUCGCCGUCGCCAUCUCCUCCAGACGAUGAAGGAUUUACACCAAGUGAAUCUUGGAAAAUCUCAUUUAAUGGUGCCGUCGAUACCGGAUUUCUCUUUUACGAUUCUACCACUAAAUAUGCGUGGUAUGCGUACAACGCCGAUUUUGGCGUCGAUGAAGUUCUUGUAUCGAAAAGUUCCGCAAGUGCUGUGGAUGGCACCGUAUUGGAAAGCCACACAGUAAUAGAGGGGAAAGAUUCUGUCACGAUGGGGCGGAUUUGCCCCAUCGACACCACCAAGAAGGGAGAGGUGAUAGAGACCAUGUGCAUCGAUAUCAAACCCCCUAAGGAGUGGCAGACGGCAACUUCGACCACAAUCCAGAGCGCGGAAGCAUGUUACGCGAGCGUUACCGGUGCUGUAUUCAAACUGGCCGUUGUGGUCAAAGACACUUCGAAAUUUAUGCAAUUCUAUGACGAAUUGGUCGGAGGUCGACUGAUCGUCUACGACAUCUCGCUAGCCGGAAAGGCCCAAGAUCCUAUCAUUGCAGAGGUAGCAUACGAGGGAUGGGAAUCGCUUUACGGGGACCCCACCAUCAAUGGUCGGCCGUCGUUUUCUCCUGAUUGCAGAASAGUUUACUCGACUUGGUUGACCUCUGGAACUGUUAUAACCGAAACCGAAGGCAGCACYGUCAUUAUCAACCUAGAACCAACUGCUACGACUACUGUUGCUAUCAACGUUGAUUCUGUUGCCAACAAUGAGACCACUCCGGAGUUGUGGAGACUSGGUACCAACAGCCGCUUGGCCGGAUUGACUGCCUCGAAAGAUGGAAAGACGUUAUAUUCUGCAAUCAAUGUGGCAGAAGGCGACUCCCUCCGUUCCGGUGGUAUGGUCGCACUGGAAGCUGCGACGGGAAAGAUUGUGCAGCAGUAUGCUUUUCCCAACACUGGGGGAGUGCCUCACAGCGCUUAUACCAAUGUGGUAUUGGACAAUAGCGGUCACACAUACCACGUUGACAGUUUGUAUGGGCUUGUCAAAUUCGAAGGCGAUGAUUUGAACGACGGGCCAAUCUGGAGCGUCAUCGGGAGUGAUACCGAAAUGACGGAUCAAAUCAUUGAGGAAAACACAAUGAAGACACGGCACUUGAAUCCCUUGCGGCCCCGAGACAAAGAAGAAAAGAAUAUUGUAACUGGUGGCGAAGAAAGGASUCAGACCGUCGAAACGAAGUCAUCUGUUGUCGCGGACGAAAUAUUCACAGCGUUCAAACCGGCUUUGGAUGCAUCGAAAUAUUCUACUGUCUAUUCAUGUGGCGGAAGCGCGGUCGACAACGAGGUCGAUAGUUUGAUUGCUCUGGACACGGUGGAAGGAGAAUCUGUGUGGUUUACUGCGCUUGGCAGCAGCGGUGUCAGCAAAGCGGAAACAAAAUCGGUCAGCGGUGACGAGACCGACGUUGUCGACGUUGGUUCGUGCAGCGGAAUCACGGACGACGUCCGCUGGGCUCCUUCGUCCGCGGCAGGACCGGAAAGCGAGGGCAUUUACAUUUCGAGGGGAAAUAAGGUACAGUGCUUGGACGGGAAAAACGGCACUAUUCUGUGGACCUACGACGCAAUGGGGGACCACGACAUUUCGAAGUUUGCGGUUGUUUCUGGCGAAGCAGUCUUGGUGGCAAAUGGGGGCAGCGUCGUUUUCCUGGAAACGAGAGAGCCAACRCCUUCGCCAACCAUAGCACCGUCGCCACUGUUGUCAACMCCAGUGGAAACACCAGUUGUGAAGCCUACAAGAAAACCAACCUCACCAACACCUUCACCGGUGACAGUCAAGCCUAUCGGGAAUCCCGCAUCCCCACCUAGUUCUUCUCCUCCACCGAGCAGCGCUGUUAGAACGAGCUAUUCCAUUGGAUUUCUGUCGGGACUACCACUGCUGCUCUUUUUGUGGCAAUAAUCCUUUAUGGUAGAAGSCCGCUGCCCACUAUUGCGAUCAAGUGAUCAUGGUUUUUGUUUUAAAUGUAUAAUUGAUUGCUUUCUCUAUUUUGGAUAUGGUUAAUGCAGAAAUAAUUUCAUAACGUAUAAUAUAGUUAACAACAUGUG